Molecule: messenger RNA, 1613 nt
Organism: Wyeomyia smithii (pitcher-plant mosquito)
Lineage: Eukaryota; Metazoa; Arthropoda; Insecta; Diptera; Culicidae
Product: arrestin domain-containing protein 4-like
Exons: 5
Coding region: 136-1167 (343 amino acids)
Biological process (GO): protein transport
Cellular component (GO): cytoplasm
Source: RefSeq, a predicted model, not a curated record
GAUUUUCGAAGCAGAGUGGGUUUGCUUCGGCUGCUGGAGCCAGCUCAGUUAGGUUCGAUGGAAGUUACACGACUGUUGCGCAUCGUGAAUCGUUGAGAAAGAUUUACCACUUUUUUGCGGUACCAAAUUGUUGCGAUGACGAAAAAAUUGCUCAAAUUUCAUAUUAUCCUGGACCGGGAUUCGCUGCUGUAUCUUCCUGGCCAGGUGCUGGCGGGCCGAGUGCUUUUGGAGACGCAGGAAAACACAGCUGUUUUAGGGUUGCACUUUCAUGUGCUCGGCGAGUGUACGGUUCACGUGGCCAAGGGGGCCACCCCCCGCAGACGGGAGAAAUCGUACGAUAAGGAGAACUACAUCGAUUUUCGCAUGAAGCUGCUGGACGAUUUCGACAACAAAGCGAUUCUGCUAGCGCCCGGAGUGCACUGUUUUCCGUUCAAGCUCGGUCUGCCGGUGUCGCUUCCGUCCACGUUCAUCGGUCAGCACGGUUGGAUUCAGUACUAUUGCAAGACCAGCCUGCAGGAGUCAUCCGGGAUAACGCACCGCAAUCAGCAGGUGUUCAUCGUACUGAAUCCAAUCGAUUUGAACUUGGAGGAUCCGCUUUUGAGCGACCCCGUGGAGGCCAGCUUGAGCCAUCGAGUCGGGGUUGGUUACCUCGGUGGAACGGUCCGAUGUAAUAUCGGAUUGGACAAAAGAGCAUACGUACCGGGCGAAAACAUUUUACUCACAGGCGAAAUACAAAAUCAAAGUAAAGUGACUAUCAAAGCUCUGAAAUAUGCCCUGAUAGAGACGGUUCAAUACUAUGCACACGGCAAACUGUUGCACCAGGAGCGCCGAGAGCUGGCCGCAGUCGUACGUGACCGUAUCAAGUCCGGCAGCCGGGAUGUGCUGCAGAAUGGGCAUCUCACCGUGCCACCGCUGCCACCCACCAACCUGCUCGGCUGUCAUCUGAUCAGGAUUCAGUACAGCGUUUGUAUUCUCAUCGAACCGAACCUGAUGGAGCGGCAGCAGGUCCUCAAGGUUCCCAUCACGCUCGGUACUUACCCGUUCAAGCGGGACGACCAGGAUCUGCACGAAUGGGUGGAAAACUAUGUCCGCUAUCCUGCCACGCUGCCCGUUGCCCGGCCCGCCCCAGCGCCGGCGUCCUACGGUGCCAAGUCGGAACACGGAUAGAGAAACUCAAUUUCAGGAUUAAUUAUAUUGCACUGAGUUUAUGAUUGAAUUUCGCUUCCGCGCGUAGGCACACCGUAGAAGCCGGAGCCGGCCGUUCACCGUUGGAAACAAUUAGUAACAGAAAUUAAAACAGACAACACUGCGUGCUGCAAGAGUGAUACUAACCAAAUAACCCGGCAACUGAUAUCGUUCGCGCGAUGAUGAAGCAACGUUGCGUUAGAUACUUUUAAUAAAUUUAAUUUCGAACUUAUCUCUGCUGCUACCGUUGCGGGCCAUAUCCUUACUGUGCUUAACUAAAACUGCCAGCUCUCGAUGGAAUGUACGAGGGUUCCUUCAUUGAGGAGAGUGCUGACAUCGCAGUGGCACCACUGCAAGUGUAACAAGCCUUGCCUCCUUCUGAGCAUAAAAGAAUAUCUGUGAAUUCCGAGCCAGGUUGGCAAUUGAAA